AUGGACGAAGGAGUUUUCCUCGGUGGUGCACCUCCGAAUAUAGAUGCGUUAGAGAGCAAAGUUGGCACAACGAAUGGAUUUCAUGGGUGUAUCAGAAAGCUGAUUAUAAACAACGAUGUGCUGCUGGACACGGAGAAUGAAGUGAAUACGGCUGUCAACUUGCAGGAUCUGGGUAAGCUUCUUCUAAAUCAAAAUGUAGGCCUUGCAUCAAAAUGCAAGAAAAAACUGUGUAAAGUUUUUGAAACAUUAUGUCAUUACAUCUUCUAAUA
This is a messenger RNA of Cylicostephanus goldi, 269 nucleotides long. The record is from the annotation of a GenBank genome assembly. Lineage: Eukaryota; Metazoa; Nematoda; Chromadorea; Rhabditida; Strongylidae.